UAGUCACUAGCUGGGCAGGAAUGGGAAGGGUGCUCCUCCUCUCCACUGGUUCCUGCAGAUCUGUAGUCUCUGUCUCUGAGGCUCUACCACCUUCCCACAGUUGUGCUCAUGGGUUCCCCCAGCAAGUAGAGCAUGCUGCUCAGUUCCCUUUGCUCUGACUGCAGAAGUAGCUGCUGUAGCUUAUUUUGAUCCCUAUUUAAAAAAACCCCAAUCAUUAGGAAGUGCAUAGCUUUGCACUAACCUGAGCAUACCUGAAUGGACAUAAUCAUGUUAAAUGCUUUCAGAAACAAGUGGGGAAUGAUGGGGUAACAGGUGUAUUUAUAAACACCCCACUUGAGUCCCAUGACUCGGUGAAAAUACUUGCCCACUUGUCACCAGACUGAAAUAGCCAAAUACCAAUAUAGAUAUGCUCCAACUCCAGAGCACACCAGUAGCCUCAGGACAAUCACAUGAAAUACAAAGAUCAGAAAGCUACAGUAAUGUUGUCCUUUUCCCCUCCUUCCUGAUAAAAUAUUCAGUGAGGGCUGCAGGAGGCAAAGGUAGCAGCUACAGCAUUGACAGUAAAUACAACACAGAGUCAUGCACGCCAUACGUGAUUCCCUCACCACCCACUGGGUAUGACACUCACAUACAGGAAUUAAAAAAGCAAAAGACAGCAUAUAUGGAUGUCUGCCCAGGCUCAAAGUUUUACAAGCAAUACAUCUUGUCUCAAUGUGAGAUAAUAUGUUGCUAAUGAUAUAGUAGGGGAGAUAUGAACGGGUGGAUAGAGGAAGUGAGGUGGCCAUAAAACUCUUAGGCAUUGGCUCACCUUCAGACCAUACUUCUCCACUACAAGUGGUUGAACUUUUUCCUUCAGGAGAAGGAAAAAGUCAUCCUUCUGGAAGGAGGGUUUGGCAAUCAGUGACUGGACUGACAUGCUGGCUCCUUCACUGCUUUGCAGUCUGUCCUUUGCUCAGGACACUCAGACACUGUACUACCUGGGCAAGUGAGAGUGAGAAGUCAGUGGGUGAGAGCUCUGAUUGGUCCCUUUCUGCAGAUUUUUGAGGUGGAGCACCUUCCUCUCCUCACUAUCCUCCCCUCAUAUCAGAAGAAUUAGCAGUCCUGUGUCAUGGGCAAAGGAAGUCUUGAAGAAAGAUGAGGCAAAAUCUAAGAGGGGUUUUGGCACCUACACCGUGGCUUCAGCCUUAAGUAGAUAUUUGCUGCUCUUCUGUUCCUCACAGACAUAUUUUGGUGGCUGCCACAAUGACCAUAAAUCACUGCUGAAGGAGUAAUCCCACUCCCCUGCUCCUGAGGCAGUGGGAUUACUCAGUGCCAAGAUCAAUGGUGUUUCCAUUCUCUAGGGACUCCUGACCAUGGUUGCUCUGAACUCCUACAAAUGGUACCAGUGGAAUAAUGUGAAUAUUGUACACUUCUAGAGCCUGCAGCAACCAUGGUCCAUUUCUAUUACCUUGGGCCAAGGGGUGUUCCCUCAGGGUUCUUCACUCAGUUCCCAGAUGUCCCAGUCUCCAGUUGCCCUACUCUUUCCUGUAUGAGCAACUGUUGGUAGAAGGCUUAUUAUGAUUCAGCAGCACUUUUCUGGUCUUGCAAGCUCUAGAGUCAGUGCCCCAGCAUCCAAAGGGAAGGGUUUUUAUAAAGGAAACUUGUUAGCAUGAGAGAGGAAAAAAGGACAAUAACCUAUUUGAGUCUGAGAAAACUGGGGCAAUCAAGGACUUGUCUGCCAAAGCCUUUUCACUUCACAGUCACUGCCAGGACAUGUCAGAGUAACUAUUCAGUUCUACUGCAGUCCCAGCAAGGAUCUGGGACGCAGAGCAGCUGCAACAUCACGGCACCUGAGUCACUGAGCACCUGCAUUUUAUCCAGGCUUUGCUGGAUUUGCAAGAACUUACAAGAAUCCGCAAGAAAAUUUGCAAAGUUUCUGCAGUCUUUGAAGUUUCUUGCUUGAUAUGUGAGAGUGAUGGCUCUUUCCCUCUUGCCAGCCCCAGCUCUUGCUGAACCCAAGGAGGACACUUGUCAUUUGAGUUCUCAGAGCCUCCCCACCCCUGCAGGGCUCAGUCUUUGUGCAAGUGGACUGGAAUUUUGGAGCAGUUGCAAACACAUUUCUGGCAUUCUUCUUGCAGUAUGGGGGCCACCCCAUUCAAGGGAUGCCAGAUCAAACUGCUGCUACAUUUUAUAUCAAAACCAAAGUGCUGUUCCUUUUGCACUUACCUUCCCUCAGCAAAGGAGUGACUCUGACUCAUGUAACUGGUGUGUUCCAGCGAAGCUGCUCCUGCCAGCAGCAGGAGUGCUCGAGCACACUGACUCAGCUCUUUCUGGACAGUCACAUGUGACUGGCAAGUACAGAACAGCAUCCUCUGGGACACCUUGCAUGCAGCAGGAACAUCUGCUGACUUCCUGUCCUUCCUCUCUGGAAGUCCCUCUGGAACUUUCACACCACAGGGCUCCUUACACUACCACAUCCAGCACAAGGCUGUGCACACACAUCCCUGUACCCCAUUUGUGCCCAGGCACCCCAUCCUAAUGCCCACAUGGGGUGUGUGUCCCAUGGCUGUCCAGCAGUCCCCUGUGCUUUGUAGAUUCAAAGUAAUCCUGUUUCCCACAAAAUGUCUCAGUGGGGCCUCGGGAGCCCCUCCAUGUGUUGGCCCAGGUGACAGGGUGACAGGAAUGCCACACAGGAUCACUAGAGCAUCACAUUGCUCUGGACACAGCACCAGCCAUGGGUUGCAGCCAUCAGCUGGAGCUAACAAAACUGGAUGUCCACAGCUGUGCAAAGCACUGCUUCCAGCAUCAGUGCCCCACAGUGAAGGGCCAUACCCACUUCUCAAGGACUGGAUGCAAAAGGUUGAUAAAACUUUCUGUCUCCUUGGGCAGAGAAGAAAUGGACCCACAAACAUGCAUCUGCAAGUGCAAAAUGCCUGGAAAAAAGGGAGAGAAGGAGGGAGAGACAGCAAAUAUCUGAACUGUGACUUUGUUAUCUCUGCAGAAGACCUUUUUCUAAUUUUCUUCUUUCUUAGAAAAAAAAUAAACAAAAGCAGGCAGAAGAACAUGUUCUGUCAAGUUCUGGCCUGACUUGUGCAACAGUACAGAACAAAGGGAAGUUUGGGGUGUUAAACUCUCCCAGCACACCCACUGCUAACCCUGUACUGGGGUACAGUCCCUCCAUUCCUCUCCCCUGACAAACUUUGCUGAUUAGUUUCUGUCUUCAUACCCAGGCUGACCUCUGCACCCUGAUCUCUAAACAGUGACCUCAUUGCCUUGUUCAGCUGGUGAGAAACUACAGUAAAAUGGAAGAGGUAAACAAAGUGGGGGGAACUAAUGGCCAGAAGAUUUAGGAGGUAGGAAUCUGCUCCUUGCUAUCCUGCUCCCAUUGUGUGCCUGAGCUUGACAAAGUGCAAGCUGAGCCUCAACAAGCUCUUUUCUGUGACGGUUCCUCUGGAAACUCAACCCAGUCCUCCAGAUGGUGACUUGGGACAGACAGCCUGCAAAUUAUAUGCUAAUAGUACUAGACCCACGCUCCUGUCACUGCUACAAAUUCUGUGUAGUACUGGAAUUCACCCACCUUCUGCUGCAGGAGCUCUUCAUUCCCAGCCCAACAGUAUCACCAAGAUAUAAAUAUUAAAAACAAAGGCCUGUGUUGUCACAGAGCUGAAUUUGUGUCCACUCUGUGCAGCCAGCAGUGUGCCUACCUCUACCUGAGCUGCAGUUCAUGCUCACACUGAUCAGAGAAAUAGCAUUAACAGCACUCUGCCUAUGAGGAGAAUGUUCAGUACUCCUACACAAUGCAGCCUUCAAUAUCCUCCUUUUGGGAUGUGUUUCAAAGUGUCCCCUGACCCUGACAGACACCUCCAGGUCCUGGCCAGCAGCAGCUCAACUCACAUUUGUCUUCCCAGACACUCAGUAAACACCUUUGUGUCCUUUUUCUUUAGAGGAAGGGGUCUUGCUGAGCUCACCCUGAAAUAUAUCACCCUGGACAAAAGCGCUGAAAGGUUCAGGAGCUCCAGGGGGUGGUUCAGCAGGGAGCUGGGGCCAGCUGCCUGCCAGAACCAAAACUAUAAAGGCAGAGAGGGGCUGGGGACCACAUCCCACACAGAUGCUGCAAGUCCUGCCUUGCCUCCCACCAGCCCUGGGCUAAGAAGAUGCUGGGGCUUCGGUUGUGGCCUUGCUCAUUUUUCCUCUUCUUGGUUCUGCUCUCUGCCAGCGUUCAGACUGUGUCCUUACCAAGACAGAGACUACAGAUGCUCCUUUCACGAUUGCUGCCCUUGGAGCCCGAGUCCACGCUGACCGAAGAGGACACGAAGGAGGGGUCCAGCUUUGGUCCUCAGCUGCCCUCCUCCACUCUUCCCUUUCUCGCAUCUGGGGCUAGAGCCGCCCGUCCAUCCCUCUGGCGCAAGAACCUCGCCAGUCGCAAGUGGGCACUGCCUGGAGAGUGGGCCUGGAAGGCCAUGCCCAGGGGUUGCUUCGGGCUGAAACUGGACCGAAUCGGGACCUUCAGCGGUUUGGGGUGUUAGCUUUAGAGGGCCUCCGAGGUGAGAGGGCCAAGAGCGUGGGCUCGAGCAAGCGGGCAGGGAAGGAGUUCAGGGCAGAGUGGAGCGCACAGACAG
This is a messenger RNA of Zonotrichia albicollis (white-throated sparrow), 4598 nucleotides long. RefSeq names its product C-type natriuretic peptide 2. NCBI's taxonomy places the organism in Eukaryota, Metazoa, Chordata, Aves, Passeriformes, Passerellidae. Gene Ontology annotation, biological process: cGMP biosynthetic process; receptor guanylyl cyclase signaling pathway. Gene Ontology annotation, molecular function: hormone activity. The record is from RefSeq and is a predicted model, not a curated record. Gene Ontology annotation, cellular component: extracellular region.